Molecule: messenger RNA, 1025 nt
Organism: Merops nubicus (carmine bee-eater)
Lineage: Eukaryota; Metazoa; Chordata; Aves; Coraciiformes; Meropidae
Product: proteinase-activated receptor 3-like
Exons: 1
Biological process (GO): phospholipase C-activating G protein-coupled receptor signaling pathway; thrombin-activated receptor signaling pathway; positive regulation of Rho protein signal transduction
Cellular component (GO): membrane
Molecular function (GO): thrombin-activated receptor activity
Source: RefSeq, a predicted model, not a curated record
UGCGUGGCAAAGCACGAGUGUUGAUCCCCCUCAAACCCCACGAAGAAGCCAGGUGCCCUGGAGCCUCUGAGGAAGCUUUUCUCAACAGCACCCUCACCACCCGUCUCCUCCCUGCCCUCUACUCUGUGGUCCUGCUCGUGGGGCUGCCAGCCAAUGCUCUGGCCUGCUGGGUCCUGGUGACCAACUUCAGAAGAUGUUCCAGCACUCUCUUUCUGCUCAACCUGGCCAGUGCCGACCUGCUCUUUGUCCUAGUGCUGCCCUUCAAGAUCUCCUACCACCUCUUGGGCAAUCACUGGCUCUUUGGGGAGUAUCUGUGCCGCACCAUGAUGGCCUUCUUCUAUGGGAACAUGUACAGCUCCAUCCUCUUCCUCACUUGCAUUGGCCUGGAGCGCUACAUCUCUGUGGUGCACCCAUUCCUAUGGAAGGGCUCCAGUUGGAUGUGGGGCAAGGUGGGCAUCUGUGUGGGCAUCUGGCUGGUGGUAGGGCUGGGCAUGAGCCCUCUGCUUUUGAACAUCCAGACAAAACAUAACUCAAGCCUGAACAUUACAACGUGUCAUGACUUCCUAGAGGAGGAUGAGCACAACUCCCUUGUCAAGUAUUUCCUCUUCCUGGUGGGGCUGGGCUUUGGCUUGCCCUUUGUGCUCAUGACCAUCUCCUACAGUUGCAUCCUGGCCCAGCUGCUGGCCAAGGGGAGGCAAUAUCUGCAGCUGGUGGGUGUCCUGGCCCUGGUCCUCCUGGUCUUCAUUGUCUGCUUCACUCCAAGCAAUGUGCUGCUCUUCAUCCACAACAUACUAGAGACCGAGGGGUGCAACAACGUCAACUACAUUUUGUAUACUGUGGCCCUGGUGCUUGGUGCUUUCAGCAACUGCUUCGAUCCCUUCAUCUACUUCUACAUCUCCCAGGAUUUUCGGGGCUGGGUCCGGGAUGCAGGCAGCUGCUGCCUGGGGGGGCUUGAGACCUCAUCAGGGGGGACCUUGGGGAAGGCAGCCUCACCCCAGAGGUCCAGCAAGGAGAGCCAGCUGUAG